Messenger RNA from Lachancea fermentati, 453 nucleotides. NCBI's taxonomy places the organism in Eukaryota, Fungi, Ascomycota, Saccharomycetes, Saccharomycetales, Saccharomycetaceae. The record is from the annotation of a GenBank genome assembly.
AUGGAGGUCAUAGUGAGACCAAUUACGGCAAAAGAUAAAGAGCAAUGGACCAGGCUUUGGAAGUUAUAUCAGGCUUUCUACCAUGUAUCGUUAUCUGAUGAAAUUGGUGACUCUACGUUUACGAGAUGCCUAGAUCCCGAUGUCAAAAUGUGGGCGGCGCUCGCAAUAAGCCCAAUUACGAAUGAGCCGAUCGGCAUGGUUAACUACUUUAGCCACAUCCAGACAUGGGAUGUCAAGGAUAAAAUCUUGUUGAACGACCUUUACGUCGAUGAAGAGGCAAGAAUAAAAGGUGCGGGCAAAAAGCUGAUUCAGUAUGUAUAUGACCAUGCCGACAAAUUACAAACACCUCAUGUAUACUGGAACACCGACCAUUUCAACCACCGAGCGCAAUUGCUGUAUACGAAAAUUGGUUACAAAACAGAUAAGGUGCAAUAUCGUAGGAAGGGGUUCUGA